Messenger RNA from Funneliformis mosseae, 333 nucleotides. The record is from the annotation of a GenBank genome assembly. Lineage: Eukaryota; Fungi; Glomeromycota; Glomeromycetes; Glomerales; Glomeraceae.
AUGAAUAGAGCUAGAGGGGGAGGACGUCGUGGUUUUGGUGGAAGAAGUGGGUCGGGAUUUGGUCGACCGAAUUUCUCAAAAACUCAAAGGAAGGUUCAUUUUGAUUUUGAUUUGACAUUUGGACAAUUGCUAGAACAAGAAAAUAAAGAAAAGGCUAAAAAUGUAGAGCAUGUCGUUGAAAAUGAAAUAGAAAAAUAUGCCGAGAUAGAACCAUUUCAGGAAGACGAAGAAUAUGGGGAUGCUACGGAUUAUGUUGAAAGUUACUUUGAUAAUGGAGAGGCGGAUGAUGCAUUUGAUGACGAUGGUGGUGGAGGAGAGGCGUAUUUUGAUUAA